UCAGCUUACACUUCGGAGCGCUUCAUCUCGUCCGCGGCUGUUUGCACCUGGCCGGCUUGAAUCGCGAGGGGAAUGGACGAGGAGAUGGACGCUGCGAACGAGGAGGUGUCUCCGGGAGAAGCCUCGGGCGGCGAGGAGAUGGUGACGAGCGAAACCGAGGGGAGAGCCGACAAGGGAGCGGCGGAGACGGUGUCUGGGAGCGACGACGACGACGACGACAAUGACGAGGACGACGAGGACGUCAACGAGGCGGAGGUGAAAUCCUUGGAAGCCUCCUUGUCAGCGAACCCGUAUGACUAUUCCAGUCAUGUGGCCCUGAUCAACAAACUGCACACGAUGGGCGAGCUCGACCGACUGCGAGCCGCCAGGAACAACAUGAGCAACGUGUAUCCGCUCAGCCCCGAGCUCUGGCUCGUCUGGAUAAGCGACGAGAUCAAGUUGGCGACCACCGGCGAGCAGAAGGCCGAGGUGGUCGAGCUGUGCGAGCGAGCAGUCAAGGAUUACGUAUCCGUGGACGUGUGGCUGGAGUACCUGCAGUUCGUCAUCGAGUACAUGGGCAAGGACGAGGGGAGGGUCGACGAAGUUCGACAGCUCUUCGAUCGCGCGCUGACUGCUGUUGGAAUGCACGUGACGAAAGGAGCGAUAAUUUGGGAGGCGUAUCGCGAAUACGAGAACAUGAUACUUACUUCCCUGUCGUCGCUGGACGGCGACACUGAAAACGGAAGAAAGAAGGCUCAGUUGGAGCGCAUCGUCAGUCUGUUUAAGCAUCAGUUGUCCAUUCCUCUCUUAGACAUGGAUAAGACGCACGAGGAGUAUCAGUCGUGGUGCGCAAAGUACAGCGCCGAGGUGGACACCGACGAGAAGUCCAUUCUGAAGUGCUACAGACAGAGCUCUGCAAAGUUGACGUCGUACCUCCCUUACGAGGAGAAGCUUGUCUCCACGCAGAGCCACAGUGAACUGCUUGACGCUUACAAAGGAUAUCUACUGUACAUAAAGCAAAACAACUUGGAUCUCGUUACAGUUCUGUACGAAAGAGCGAUAACCGAGCUGAGUUUAGAGACGUCAAUUUGGUUGGAUUACAUCGCCUAUCUAGAAAAUAAAUCGAGGCUCGCGCAUGUAUUGGACCCCGUUUAUCGAAGAGCGUCGAGAAAUAUUCCCUGGUGCUCGGCAGUCUGGCAAAAGUGGAUGAGAUCGUACGAGGUGUGGGACAAAAAUAUAUCGGAGGUCCAGGCGAUAUUGGAGAGCGCGUUGUCCGCCGGCUUUUCAACGGCGGAAGAUUAUCGCACUCUGUGGCUUGCGUAUCUCGAGUGUAUGCGGCGCAGAAUCGAGCAGUAUCCUGACGAGGAGAGGGAUAAAUAUCUAGACGUUAUUCGUAAAACGUUUAACAGAGCGUGCGAGCACCUGGCGAAAUACUUCGGUCUGGACGGCGAUCCCAAUUGCGUUAUUUUGCAAUAUUGGGCGAGAUUUGAAGCGAUACAUGCGGAUGAUAUGGAACAAAUGAGAAGAUUGUGGGCCGAUAUUCUCUCACAUGGGCAUUCUGCGACAGCUUCUUAUUGGCUGGAAUAUAUAGUGCUAGAAAAAAGUUACGGUGAUUCAAAACACCUAAGGAAACUGUAUCAGAAAGCCUUGGGUUCCACGCAAGACUGGCCAGAAAGUAUAGCGAACUCGUGGAUAGAUUUCGAGCGCGAUAAAGGGACUUUGGAGCAAAUGGAGUUCUGCGAAGCGAAAACGAAAGACAAGCUCGAUAAAAUUAUGGCAGAGAGACAAAAGGCGCAGCAAGUUCAUUCUCAGAGCGAAUCGUCCACACAAGACAGGAAAGCGAGUAAAAGAAAAGCAGACGACGGCAAGUGGAAAAAUUUAGGAAGCUCUCCGUCGAAAAUCGUGAAAACGGACGUGCGAGUGAGGCCAAAAUUACGAGAAAGUUUCUUGAAUGUUGAUAGCAAAACGACAAAUGAGGAAGAGAAAUCAAAGCCAGAAGUCGUACCACCGCCCGGUUAUAAAACAACAGAGAUUAAAGAUACUGACGAUAAAGAUAGUCAACCUGAAAUAGACGAUAGUAUUACAGUUUUUGUUAGCAAUUUAGAUUACACAGCGACCGAAGACGAAGUAAGAGAUGUUCUAAAACCCGUUGAACCGAUAACGUCAUUCAGAAUGAUUAAAGAUUACAAGGGACGUAGCAAAGGAUACUGCUAUGUGCAAUUAAGUAGCGCAGAAGCUGUGAAGGAAGCUUUGAAAUUAGAUAGGACACCUAUAAGAGGACGUCCCAUGUACGUUUCAAAAUGCGAUCCUAACAAGAGUACCAGGAGUUCAGCGUUCAAAUACAGUUCUACACUUGAAAAAAAGAAGCUCUUUGUCAAAGGACUUCCACUUACGAUGACAAAAGAGGAACUGGAGGAGUUGUUUAAAGUCUACGGAGAUCUGAGGGAAGUUCGCCUAGUUACUUACCGCAAUGGGCACUCGAAGGGCUUGGCUUACGUCGAGUAUCACGACGAAGCGACCGCCGCGAAAGCUCUUUUGAACACGGACGGUAUGAAGAUUCAGGACAAAGUGAUCAGCGUUGCGAUAAGCCAACCACCCGAUCGCAAGAAAGUCCACCAAACAGAGGAAAACGGGGGACAGGUGAAGUCGUUAGGUGGAACGUCGACAAGCCGCACGGCAUUCGGCGUGCCCAAAACUUUGCUGUCUAUGGUUCCCCGUAAUGUUAAAGCGAGUAGCAGUAACGGUAGUGCAGCUUCUGAUGGAAAUGGGCAGUCGAUGAGCAAUCAAGACUUCAGGAAUAUGUUGCUCAAUAAAAAAUAAACUCGCUCUACGAUGCUGGUCCUCGUUUGGUCUAUUGACAUUAAUUUUGAAACUUAUAUCGGCUAUACAUGUUAAAACUCAUGUGUUAGUAGUACUGUUACAGUGAAUCGCUCUGCCGUUAAAAGUUUAUCCGGCAAAAGUGCUUUGAUAUUAUGUUAUACAUGUGCCGCUUAGAAAAUCAAGUGUGCAGUAACUACAAGAUUCUGUAUGUUAACAAUUUUUUUUAUGUACUCAAUUAUGUUUCUGUAUAGAUUUCUCGGCUUUUCAAGCUUCUCUACACACAAUGUAUGUGUGAAUAUGUGUUUUCUUUUCUCUAAAUCGGAUCUUAUGUUUUCAGAGAAGAUACCACAAUUCAUAAAGAUCGACAAUUACGAAGUAUUAGUCAAUCUAAGCUGUUGGUACAAUCUUUCCAUUUCAUAUUAAGAUAUGAAGGAAAAAAUAUGUCACAAGAUGAACGAUUAUAUAAAAUAAAUACUUUUAAUACAUAUAUAUAUAUAAAAUUAUUGAUAUGUAUAUACAAGAGAGAGUACGUGCCAAGUAUAAAGAUAUAUCGCUUGAAAUACAGUCUGUUCGUGAAU
Vollenhovia emeryi is the source of this 3377-nucleotide messenger RNA. RefSeq names its product squamous cell carcinoma antigen recognized by T-cells 3-like. Lineage: Eukaryota; Metazoa; Arthropoda; Insecta; Hymenoptera; Formicidae. Gene Ontology annotation, molecular function: protein binding; RNA binding. The record is from RefSeq and is a predicted model, not a curated record. Gene Ontology annotation, biological process: RNA processing. The transcript is spliced from 6 exons. Bases 73 to 2799 code for a protein of 908 amino acids.